This is a messenger RNA of Eublepharis macularius, 2128 nucleotides long. RefSeq names its product NFKB inhibitor interacting Ras like 2 (gene NKIRAS2). Gene Ontology annotation, molecular function: GTPase activity; GTP binding. NCBI's taxonomy places the organism in Eukaryota, Metazoa, Chordata, Lepidosauria, Squamata, Eublepharidae. Gene Ontology annotation, biological process: canonical NF-kappaB signal transduction. Bases 125 to 700 code for a protein of 191 amino acids. The transcript is spliced from 4 exons. The record is from RefSeq and is a predicted model, not a curated record.
UGGUUGAAGCGGAACAGUGCUUCGAGGCAGGCAGAGAGCUGAGAAACAAGGGGACAGGCACCUUGAGCAGAUUUUCACAGCUCAUCCUCCCCCCCCCCACCCCGCCCCCCGCACUUGCCAGGAGAUGGGGAAAAGCUGCAAAGUGGUUGUGUGUGGGCAAGCAGCAGUUGGGAAGACCUCCAUCCUAGAGCAGCUUCUCUACGGGAACCAUGUGGUUGGUUCAGAGAUGAUUGAAACUCAGGAAGAUAUCUACGUGGGUUCGAUUGAGACUGACCGAGGGGUGAGGGAGCAGGUGCGCUUCUAUGACACCCGAGGCUUGAGGGAUGGGCUUGAGCUACCCAAGCACUGCUUCUCCUGCACAGAUGGCUAUGUGCUUGUUUACAGCAUUGACAGCAAGGAGUCCUUCAAGAGGGUGGAAAUGCUCAAAAAGGAGAUUGACAAGAGCAAAGAUAAGAAAGAGGUCACCAUUGUGGUCUUGGGCAACAAGUGUGAUUUGCAGGAGUUGCGCCGUGUGGACCAUGAUGUGGUGCAGCACUGGGCCAAAGCAGAGAAGGUCAAGCUGUGGGAGGUCUCAGUUGCUGACCGCCGGACCCUCAUUGAACCUUUUGUCUACUUGGCUAGCAAGAUGACCCAGCCUCAGAGCAAGUCCGCUUUCCCACUUAGCCGCAAGAACAAAAGCAGUGGUUCUGUGGAUGGGUGAACCUUUGGGUGUCAUGCCCUCUGUACUUUGUACAAAUGCAUGCACACAAGAUCAUCCUUAUCAUGAAGUGAUAUGAAGCCAGAGCUUCAGGCAGCAAGAUUCCAGGUGGGGCACCAUUUUCCUUCCUCCAAUCUCCAUUUUUUAAGAGAGAGAAUUCCAAGUCAAGAGAAGUACAAAUCAUUUUGACUCUGUUUGACCUGCAAAAACAUUUAUAGCUAGCAGUGUGUGUGCGUGCGUGUGUGUGUGGGUCUAUUGCUAGCAGAUGCCAUGGUGUGUUUUGUGAAAAAAAAAAUAGCGGGUGAAUUAUAGCAAUGGUUGAAUUUUUAACUUCUUUCUUUAGUCAGCUGUUAAUUCUCACUUGUCUGAGAACCCUUGUGAGGGGUACUAAAUUCUGCUCUUAACAGAGGACUUUAACAGUCGCCAUGACAAAGAGGAGAUGGUUUCCAGAACGACUCCAUUUUGUUGGUGGACCUGCUUUGCUUGUCUGUCCUCCCUUCUCCUCGACCAGUUAUGAGGAAGGAGGGAUGCUUUGGUUUUUGCACAAGAUGGGGGAGGGGUGUCACCUCAAUGCUGUGGAGAAAGAGGCGAAUGGAAUCCCCUUGCUUAUUACAGGAAGACUUUCAUCCUUAGCAGGGUGGGGGGUAGGCGGGCUUCUACCUGCACAUCCCCACAGGUAAAACCUUAUUUAAAGGUUCUCCCCUUGCUGUUUUGUUUUCAGAUUUAUUACCACAGAGAGAGAGAGACCUAGUGUGGUGUAGUGGUUAGAUUUUUGAACCAGGAUGUGGGCAACCCAGGUUUGAAUUCCCACUCUGCCACAGAAGUUUGCUGGGUGACCUUGGGCCAGUCAUUCACUCUCUCUCAGCCUAACCUAUCUCACAGGGUUGUUGUGAGGAUAAAAUGGAUAAGGGGACAGUGUUGUAAGACAGUUUGUAUCCCCAUGGAGGAGAAAAGGGGGAUAUGAACCAAGUAAAAUAAAUAACAAAUAAAGAAAGAAGGUUGGGGAGGAAGUUUAAACCAAAAAGAAAAAUGGUUGCAAUGUCAGAAACUUGUUGGGCCCCCUUGGCUGUAACUUUCUACAAUCUUCAACCACCACAGAAACGUGCCCCAAACCUUUAAAAACAUUACAGGGAAAUUAAGAUAUAUUUUAAUUUUAGUUUUAAGAUCACAAGACAGCAGCAACAUUUGCACUGAAAUGUUGUGAGGCACAAAGAAGAUCGUCUCAGAUCCACCACUCGGUGCUUCAUUUGUUGCAGGAGAGGCCCCUGGGGCCGAGAGAUCAAAUAUGUGGUAACUACUGCCUGUGGUUGUUCAUGGUGAAGGGAAAUCAUGCUGCAGAUCCCCACUUCCUCUGCCCGUUUCUUCCUAAUUAUGACUUAAUCUCAGGCUUGCAAACUGUUAUCUGUUUACUAAUAAAGAUUAGACAGCGAA